AUGGUGUUCAUCUUCGGAGUUAACUUCAACGAGCAGAAGCUCGUCAAGUCCUUCUACGCACUCGGGCCACAAACAGCGGACCGUAUUUUGGCGAAAUACUCGAUUUAUCCGGGGGCGAAGAUGGGCACACUGCCGCCCAAAACUCUCACAGCCCUGACGGCCGAAUUGUCGACGAUGAAUAUCGAAAGCGACGCCAGGAGAGUGCUCCAAGACAACAUCAAGCGGUUGCGUGAUAUGGGGACAUACCGCGGUAGGCGGCACGCCAUGGGACUGCCGGUGCGCGGCCAACGGACAAGGAACCAGAUCGAGACGGCCAGGAAACUCAACAAGGUCGAGCGGCGGGGUUAG
Chaetomium globosum CBS 148.51 is the source of this 348-nucleotide messenger RNA. Its product is annotated as putative mitochondrial 37S ribosomal protein SWS2. Gene Ontology annotation, biological process: translation. The record is from RefSeq and is a predicted model, not a curated record. NCBI's taxonomy places the organism in Eukaryota, Fungi, Ascomycota, Sordariomycetes, Sordariales, Chaetomiaceae. The transcript has 3 exons. Gene Ontology annotation, cellular component: ribosome; mitochondrion; small ribosomal subunit. Gene Ontology annotation, molecular function: structural constituent of ribosome; RNA binding. The coding region runs from base 1 to 348 and encodes 115 amino acids.